Molecule: messenger RNA, 667 nt
Organism: Pezoporus occidentalis (night parrot)
Lineage: Eukaryota; Metazoa; Chordata; Aves; Psittaciformes; Psittacidae
Product: transcription factor 4-like
Exons: 4
Biological process (GO): regulation of transcription by RNA polymerase II
Cellular component (GO): chromatin; transcription regulator complex
Molecular function (GO): protein dimerization activity; DNA-binding transcription factor activity, RNA polymerase II-specific; RNA polymerase II cis-regulatory region sequence-specific DNA binding
Source: RefSeq, a predicted model, not a curated record
CUCCUUUGCCUUGCAGGUGCCAUCCCAUCGGGAAGACGGCGUCGGGAUGCGGGGGGCCCCCUCGCUGCUCCCCAACCCCUCGGCCCCAUCGCCGGAGCUGAACCCCCCCCAGGAUCCCUAUAGGGCCCUCCCCGGCGGUCUCCAAGCCCCCAGCGUCUCCUCGGCCAGCUCGGAGCUCAAAUCCGAUGAGGAAGGCGACGAGAACGCCCGCGAUUCCCAACCUCUGGAAGAGCGCAAGCUGGACGACGACAAGAAGGAGCUCAAAGCCCUGCCGAGGUCAAGAUCUAGCACCAACGACGACGAGGACCUGACCCCGGAGCAGAAAGCCGAGCGGGAGAAGGAACGGCGCAUGGCCAACAACGCCCGCGAGCGCCUCCGCGUGCGGGACAUCAACGAGGCCUUCAAGGAGCUGGGCCGCAUGGUGCAGCUGCAUCUCAAGAGCGACAAGCCCCAAACCAAGCUGCUCAUCCUGCACCAGGCCGUGGCCGUCAUCCUCAGCCUGGAGCAGCAAGUGAGGGAGAGGAACCUGAACCCCAAGGCGGCGUGCCUGAAGAGACGGGAAGAAGAGAAGGUCUCCUCGGAUCCGCCUCCGCUCUCCUUGCCCGGGCCCCAUCCCGGCAUGGGAGACGCUGCCAAUCACAUGGGACAGAUGUAAAAAGGCAAGGUU